Messenger RNA from Phaethon lepturus (White-tailed tropicbird), 339 nucleotides. RefSeq names its product family with sequence similarity 9, member A (gene FAM9A). The record is from RefSeq and is a predicted model, not a curated record. Bases 1 to 339 code for a protein of 112 amino acids. Lineage: Eukaryota; Metazoa; Chordata; Aves; Phaethontiformes; Phaethontidae. The transcript has 2 exons.
AUGGAAAAAGCUGAGGCAAGGAAUGCCACCUUUGCCUCAGUUUUUACUAGCAAGACCAGCCUUCAGGAAUCCCAGGUCCCAGAGCUGGGGAAAGGCUGGAGCAAGAAAGGUGUACCCUUGGUGGAAGAGGAGCAAGUCAGAGAAUACUUAAGGAAACUAGACAUACGGAAGCAGGAUCAUGAGGAGGACAAGAAAAAGAAGGCAAAGGAGAAAGAAGAACAGAAGGAGGAUAAGGAGGAGGAGGAACACAAGGAGGACAGAGAAGAGGGAAACAAAGAAGUAGAGGAAGAACGUGAAGAAGUGGAGGAAAAAGAAGAGGAAGAGCAGGCUGAAGACUAG